Messenger RNA from Yamadazyma jaroonii, 1833 nucleotides. The record is from the annotation of a GenBank genome assembly. Lineage: Eukaryota; Fungi; Ascomycota; Pichiomycetes; Serinales; Debaryomycetaceae.
AUGUUUGAAAAGCUACAUACAUUUAUCAACGAUCCACAAAUAGGGUUUAUUCCUAGUGGUACAGCUCCGAACUUUGAUGAUGAAGCUGCUGGUGAUUUCGAGGUUGAUUUGCCAGAGCUUUCUUUGAAUUUACUUACCUCAACAUCCGAAAGAUUCACCAAGUUGCAAGGGAGACAUAGCAGUUUCCAAUUCUUAGCUCAGGAGAGAUUGGAUAGUAUGAGGUCACAGUUGAUAGGGGAUAAAACCCUUUUAGCAUUCGGUAAUCUUCUGUUGUUAUCAAAACAGAAGAAUAUAGAGUUUAAUGAACUUUGGACUUAUCCUACAUUGAAUAACGAGCAAUUAGAGAAAUUACAUAAUGGGAUAUUCCCAAAUUCUAAAGUGGUCUACAAGAUUCUUGAAGUUUUUGAUAGUCUACCUUUAGUAAGAAGUGUUUGUAAUGUUGAAACUUUGACUCAGUUGUUUGAAAUCUAUUAUAGUAAGCAAAGGAAGUUGAGUUUCAGCGAAUUAUUAAUGAUGAAUAUGGGACUCAGUUGCUGUAUAUUAUUGAUGCUUAACAAUGUUAUCAAAGGAAAUGAAACGUAUGAACAUUCAAAUGAUGAUCUUGUCUUCUUACAGAGUAGAUUUUUCUCCCAUUCUGUUUAUUACUACGAAAAGAUUAGAUCCAAUGAUGGCUUAAGGACCGUUCAAGGUAUAUUAUUGUUGAUUAUGUUCUUGGAAAAUUCUUGGAUAAGUACACAGAUAACCCAUACUCAACUUUCAAUUGUUAUAAGAUAUGCUCAAGAAAUAGGAAUCAAUAGGAAAUUAGAUAACUCCACUAAUUUUGGAAUUUGGUCAGUAUGUGAAUAUCUCGAUAUCGAAAUAAGUCACCGUUAUGGGAAAAACCCUAUAAUUAACCCUAUGGAUGUUAAACCGGUAAGCGAUUCACAAGUAAAGCAAUUCCUUGAUGUUGAUCCGUUGGAUAUUUCUCAUACCAACAAAAUGGACUAUUUUGCUUAUUUCAUGUAUAACCUAUUUAAAUCACGAUACAAAGCAUAUUUUUUGGUGUUUAGUGUCCAAGCUACUAAAUCAUUCAACCAAUUAUCCAAGAUUGUCAAGGAUUUGAAUUUUGAAAGUGAAAAAAUGAUAUCAAUUAUGGAUGCAAAAUUUAGACCCGUCUUCUACUAUGAUGAAGAAUUUAUAGCCAGGCUAGAGAACAUAUCCAAACACCCCAAUGCCAGAUUAGGUUUUUCUUUUCAAUUCUCUUAUUUCCAUCAUAUCAUGACAAUAAAUCGAUAUUUGGGACAAGUGAAUCACCCUAAAGCCGAACCAUUCCAAAAAUUGAGUUUAGACUGUGCAAGAACCAUACUUUACACCAUGCUUCUGAUUAACAAACAGGAAACCGCCUUCCAUUCCUUGUAUUGGAAACUAAAUUGUUCAUCAGCUGCCUAUUUGACUAUGCUUUCAUUCUUUUGCGAUAAUCCUCAUCGAGUAUCAAUACAAGACUUUGAAUUAUUGGCUGAUGUGUUGGAUAAGGUCUUUUAUUCCAAGGAAGUAGAAUCAGGGUCAAUUAUUAGAGAGUUUUUCUACUAUGUUAUAGGUGGCGUUUGUUUAGAAAUUUGCUUGAAAUUAGUCAAAUCAAAGACUAGUUUCUAUUACACAACUCCAAAAUUAGAAAACCAUUUCUUAAAAUUGCAACAAAUCAUUCCUGAACUUUAUCAAUCCCAAUCCAAUUAUGAGAAUCAAUUAUAUACUACUAAUCUUGAAAGUCUCCACAAAAUCAACACCAACAAUGAAGUGGAAGACUUUUAUACUGAUUUUCUUGAUGUCAAUGCAAUCUUUGAUGAUGUCAUGUGA